UAGCUAAUGUGCCUUAUCUAGAACAGUUGUGGUCGUUAUAGUUUUAACAGUCCUCUCGCACUACCAUACCAUUCAUAAUACCAUCAAAGUAUACUCAGUUUCCUGUCCAAGAAUCAUCAAUCCAUGGCUUCCUCUACGCUCUCCCCUGCCACUCCCUCACAGCUAUGCUCUAGCAAGAGUGGCAUGUUCUCUCCUACACAUGCGGUGUUUGUGAAACCAACAAGGACAAAUAUGGUGUUAAAGGAGAGAGGAAUGAGAAUUUCAUGCCAGGCUACAAGUGUUCCUGCUGAUGAUAGAGUGCCUGACAUGGGUAAGAGGGAGCUUAUGAAUCUGCUUCUUUUGGGUGCUCUUUCACUCCCCACCGCUGGCAUGUUGGUUCCUUACACCUAUUUCUUUGUCCCUACUGGGCUCGGAGGAGGUGGUGGUGGUACCGUUGCCAAGGAUGCCCUUGGAAAUGAUAUCAUUGCAGAGCAAUGGCUUAACACUCAUGGCCCUGGUGACCGAACCCUUUCUCAAGGAUUAAAGGGAGAUCCAACCUACCUUGUCGUGGAGAAAGAUAGAGUUCUUGCAACUUAUGGAAUUAAUGCAGUCUGCACACACCUUGGGUGUGUCGUGCCCUGGAAUCAAGCUGAGAAGAAGUUCAUCUGCCCCUGCCAUGGAUCACAGUACAAUGACCAAGGAAGAGUUGUCCGAGGACCUGCUCCUCUGUCAUUGGCACUGGCUCACUGCGACGUAGACGACGGCAAGGUGGUCUUUGUUCCAUGGGUUGAAACAGAUUUCAGAACCGGAGAUGCUCCAUGGUGGUCUUAAGCCUCUUGUUCAAUCAAUCAUCAAAUGUUUCAUAUAUUCAAGACGCGAAUCGGUUUGUUUUGCAACAAUGCCAAAACAUCCUUUGUCAUAUAGGCAUGCUAUGUGAAUUGGAGCUCAUAAGAUGUAAGGAUAACCAUAUAAUUUAAGCAUGGCUAAUCUUGUGAUGCUUGACAAUAUAUUCUUUAUACCUAAA
Molecule: messenger RNA, 1003 nt
Organism: Populus nigra (black poplar)
Lineage: Eukaryota; Viridiplantae; Streptophyta; Magnoliopsida; Malpighiales; Salicaceae
Product: cytochrome b6-f complex iron-sulfur subunit, chloroplastic-like
Exons: 5
Coding region: 124-810 (228 amino acids)
Cellular component (GO): plasma membrane
Molecular function (GO): 2 iron, 2 sulfur cluster binding
Source: RefSeq, a predicted model, not a curated record